AUGGUGUCCUCUAUGAUGUCAACGGAAGGUGCCGCUAACUCCGCCGCAGCCGCUGCAGCUUUCGCGGCCAAGAAUGACGCUGCCGCCGAGGCAGCUCUUGGUAAAUCCGAGUCCGAACAAGGAUUGAUGGAUAUUCUACUGGACUCCUUCUUGGGCUGCUUCUGCGAACAACCCAAUUAUUGCUACAACAUGAGUUCCUUUGUUUCCGUCAACGACUGUUGCUGUGUUCCUUGUGGUGAUAACUCCCACUGCCCAGCCUGUUUCCCAGACACUGACUUUACCUACUGCCAGAAUGUUAGUGAUUUUUUCCCAUCAAGAAUGUCAGAGCAAGAAGCCAAGGAAGAAGACGAAGAAGAUGGUAUCUUGGAGUAUGCUGAUGCAGAUUUCUUCUCCAUGAGCUUGUGUCAUCCCACAAUGGGCUAUGAUAGCUAG
Molecule: messenger RNA, 432 nt
Organism: Seminavis robusta
Lineage: Eukaryota; Bacillariophyta; Bacillariophyceae; Naviculales; Naviculaceae
Source: the annotation of a GenBank genome assembly